This is a messenger RNA of Brassica napus (rape), 2422 nucleotides long. RefSeq names its product ATP synthase subunit beta, chloroplastic-like. Gene Ontology annotation, biological process: proton motive force-driven mitochondrial ATP synthesis; proton transmembrane transport. Gene Ontology annotation, cellular component: chloroplast thylakoid membrane. The coding region runs from base 603 to 1982 and encodes 459 amino acids. Gene Ontology annotation, molecular function: ATP binding; proton-transporting ATP synthase activity, rotational mechanism; ATP hydrolysis activity. The transcript has a single exon. The record is from RefSeq and is a predicted model, not a curated record. NCBI's taxonomy places the organism in Eukaryota, Viridiplantae, Streptophyta, Magnoliopsida, Brassicales, Brassicaceae.
UAAUAUAUGUUGUAUAUGUAAAUCCUAGAUAUGACAAUAUGCGGAAUUCAUCCAUGAAAAUGAAAAACAAGGGGGGGUUGAUAUCGAUGGGACGCAUAACCGGAUAUGCUAAAAUGAAAAUAUGAAAAAAAAAGGCUAAUGAGAUCGAAAUAAUGAAUCAUAAAUAGAGUUCCAUUUCGGAAUUGGCUAGAUAAAACAAAGUCUUGCCUAUUAUGACAAAUAAAUCAAAGACUUUCCACAAAAAUUUUUUUUAUUCAUAUAUUUUUUAUUUUAAAACUAGGUUUUGGUUAGUUGAGCUUGAAAACGACUAUUCCUUCAUUGAAAUUUAAUUAAGUAAAAAAUUGAAUUGCAUAUUCGCUUGGGUGGUACCAAUGAAAUCGAGUGCUUACUCCCAUUUAUUAUUGAAUUAACCAAUGAAUUUACUAUCGAAGAUUUUUUCUGUAUUCGAAAAAUUUCGCAACAAAAUUGAACAUAUUUUUUUAUUAUGAGAAUAAAUCCUACUACUUCGGAUCCAGCGGUUUCAAUACGUGAAAAAAAACAACCUGGGACGUAUUGCCCAAAUCAUUGGUCCGGUACUGGAUGUAGCCUUUCCCCCGGGCAAGAUGCCUAAUAUUUACAAUGCUCUGGUGGUUAAGGGUCGAGAUACGCUUGGUCAAGAAAUUAAUGUGACUUGUGAAGUACAGCAAUUAUUAGGAAACAACCGAGUUAGAGCUGUAGCUAUGAGCGCGACCGAGGGUUUAAAGAGAGGGAUGGACGUGGUUGAUAUGGGAAAUCCUCUAAGUGUUCCAGUCGGCGGAGCGACUCUAGGACGAAUUUUCAAUGUACUUGGGGAACCUGUUGAUAAUUUAGGUCCUGUCGAUACUCUCACAACAUCUCCUAUCCAUAAAUCCGCGCCUGCUUUUAUAGACUUAGAUACAACCUUAUCUAUUUUUGAAACAGGAAUUAAAGUAGUAGAUCUUUUGGCCCCUUAUCGUCGUGGGGGAAAAAUCGGACUAUUCGGUGGGGCUGGCGUGGGUAAAACAGUACUAAUUAUGGAAUUGAUCAACAACAUUGCCAAAGCUCAUGGUGGUGUAUCCGUAUUUGGUGGAGUAGGCGAACGAACUCGUGAAGGAAAUGAUCUUUACAUGGAAAUGAAAGAAUCUGGAGUCAUUAAUGAACUAAACCUUGCGGACUCCAAAGUAGCCCUAGUCUACGGUCAGAUGAAUGAACCGCCGGGAGCUCGUAUGAGAGUUGGUCUGACUGCCUUAACUAUGGCAGAAUAUUUCCGAGAUGUUAAUGAGCAAGACGUACUUCUAUUUAUCGACAAUAUCUUCCGUUUUGUACAAGCAGGAUCCGAGGUAUCCGCUUUAUUGGGUAGAAUGCCUUCUGCUGUGGGUUACCAACCCACCCUUAGUACCGAAAUGGGUUCUUUACAAGAAAGAAUUACUUCUACGAAAAAAGGGUCCAUAACCUCUAUUCAAGCAGUUUAUGUACCUGCAGACGAUUUGACUGACCCUGCUCCUGCCACCACAUUUGCACAUUUAGAUGCGACUACCGUACUAUCAAGAGGAUUAGCUGCUAAAGGUAUCUAUCCAGCGGUAGAUCCUUUAGAUUCAACGUCAACUAUGCUACAACCUCGAAUCGUUGGCGAGGAACAUUAUGAAACUGCGCAACAAGUAAAGCAAACUUUACAACGUUACAAGGAGCUUCAGGACAUUAUAGCUAUCCUGGGGUUGGACGAAUUAUCCGAAGAGGAUCGCUUAACCGUCGCAAGAGCACGAAAGAUUGAGCGUUUCUUAUCACAACCUUUUUUCGUAGCAGAAGUAUUUACAGGUUCUCCGGGAAAAUAUGUUGGGCUAGCGGAAACAAUUAGAGGGUUUAAUUUGAUCCUUUCCGGAGAAUUUGAUUCUCUUCCUGAACAGGCCUUUUACUUAGUGGGUAACAUCGAUGAAGCUACUGCGAAGGCUACGAACUUAGAAAUGGAGAGUAAAUUGAAGAAAUGACCUUAAAUCUUUGUGUGUACUGACUCCGAAUCGAAUUGUUUGGGAUUCAGAAGUAAAAGAAAUCAUUUUAUCUACUAAUAGUGGACAAAUUGGCGUAUUACCAAAUCACGCGCCGAUUGCCACAGCUGUUGAUAUAGGUAUUUUGAAAAUACGCCUUAAUAACCAAUGGUUAACAAUGGCUCUGAUGGGCGUUUUGCUAGAAUAGGCAAUAAUGAAAUUACUAUUUUAGUAAAUGAUGCAGAGAAGAAUAGUGACAUUGAUCCACAAGAAGCUCAGCAAACUCUUGAAAUAGCAGAGGCGAACUUGAGAAAAGCUGAAGGCAAGAGACAAACAAUUGAGGCUAAUCUAGCUCUCAGACGAGCUCGGACACGCGUCGAGGCUCUCAAUACGAUUUGAUUUUGUAACUAGCUGACGUAUAAAAAAAUAGGAUCCAAAAGCGA